GAAGGAAAAGGAAAGUGGAACUGUGGAGGAAUAAUAGAAAAGAAAAGGGAGAGGAGAAAAAAAAAAAAUUAACAGUUUCGAAAAAAAGAGAGAUAAAGAGGAAAGGAAAAACUUUCCCUUUUACCAAACAGAAGAAAGUGCAAGCUGGAUUAUAUUCCGUUAGAUUCCCCCUAACUGAUACCACGCUCUCAGCUUUGAUUUCCAAAUUGGAACCAGACAAAUUGGUGGGUUUGGUUUGGUAUAUCACCUGGGUUUGAGCCCUCCAUUCACAUCCCAAGCAAGGUUAGUGGGCUGCCCUGUUUGCUCUUUCAGUUUCUGGCUUUUGUUCUCAGGAGAUUUGGUUGGUGUUGAGGUGGUUUUAGCUGUGUUUCUGGUGGAGAUCUUGGUGAUCUUUGGUGGGUCUUUGACCUUUCUGGGUUUUAUUGCUAAAGCUUUGAUCUUUGGCCAGAAUAGUAGCAAUUCCAGGGCCUAUUUGCUGUAGCUUGUAUGUUUUCUGAUGAACCCAGAUAGGGAAUUUUAGCUUGGCCUUAAAAAAAUUGGAUCUUGAUCCUUUAGAAGCUUGGUGGGGGUAGAACACUAGAACAGUGGUUAAAUUAGGGUUGUGAGUGUGUAGAGAAGAGUUGCUAUUUUGGGGGUUUUCUUUCUUGUUCUUUCCAAUUUCAGUAAUUUAUGGUUGGAUAGACACCAUCUGGUUGCUGUGGAGAUCUGGGAAUUGCUUCAUCUGUUAUGUCCCAUGAGGACUUUCUUCCCUUCAGAGUCAUGUAGGGAAAGUCAGGUGAAAGCCAUCAAUCCACAGUCAUGGCUGCAAGUUGAGAGGGGCAAACUUGCCAAAUUCGCCUCUCGGUCGCCUUCUUCUAUGGACUCUCUGAUUAAGGUGCCUGAGCCUCCAAUUCUACCGUACUUUAAACCCGUUGACUAUGUAGAGGUUUUGUCCCAAAUACAUGAAGAACUCGAGUCGUGCUCCCCGGACAAAAGGUCAAAUCUAUAUCUGCUGCAGUUUCAGGUGUUUAAGGGUCUCGGGGAAGUGAAGUUGAUGCGGAGAAGCCUCCGUUCUGCUUUUUUGAAAGCUGAAACGGUGUAUGAUAAGCUCGUGUUUGGGGCGUGGUUGAAGUAUGAGAAGCAAGGUGAAGAGUUCAUUUCCGACUUGCUCGAGUCUUGUGGUAAAUGCGCGAAGGAGUUUGGGGUGAUAGACGUAGCUUCUGAGAUACCUCCCGUGGAAUUCUUCAAGUCUCCUCCUGCAUCUUCGGUUGCAUUCGAGGAUUCUGUUUCGAGUACUGUUACUUUUCAAAUUGAGCACGACAAAAUCGUGUGCGACAGGCACAAGAUCGCUAGCCUUUCAGCUCCUUUCCGAGCAAUGCUUAAUGGGUGUUUUAAAGAAUCGUUUUGUGACGAAAUAGAUUUGUCUGAAAACAACAUUUCCCCCUUGGCUAUGAGGCUGAUAAGUAAUUUUAGCCUCACGGGCACGCUGGACGAAGUAUCCUCGAAUCUUCUGUUAGAAAUGUUGGUAUUUGCCAACAAAUUUUGUUGCGAGAGUCUCAAGGAUGCUUGUGAUAGGAGACUUGCUUCUCUGGUUUCUUCUCGACAGGAUGCCGUGGAACUCAUGGAAUGUGCCCUUCAAGAGAAUUCCCCCGUCCUUGCUGCAUCGUGUUUGCAGGUCAUCCUCCGUGAACUCCCCGACUCUCUGAAUGAUAGUCAGGUAGUCGAGCUGUUUAGCAAGGCUAACAGGCAACAAAGGUCAAUUAUGAUCGGUCCGACUGCGUUUUCACUUUAUUGCUUGCUAAGUGAAGUUGCAAUGAGCCUAGACCCGAGGUCCGACACGGCUGCUCUUUUCUUGGAGCAGUUGGUCGACUCGGCAGAAAACAGCCAGCAGAAAAUGGUGGCUUAUCAUCAACUGGGAUGCGUUAGAUUCCUUAGAAAAGAACACGACGAGGCUGAAGUUCACUUCGAGGCCGCAUUACAUUCAGGCCAUACUUAUUCUGUUGUUGGUUUGGCUAGAAUAAGUCACAUUAAGGGUCAUAAAAUGUGGUCGUACGAGAAACUCAGUUCUAUCAUUUCUUCCUUGAAUCCCCUCGGGUGGAUGCACCAAGAGCGGUCGUUAUAUUGCGAAGGAGACAUGAAGUGGGAAGAUCUCGAGCGAGCUACAGAACUGGACCCCACUCUGACUUACCCAUACAUGUAUCGGGCUGCAUCUUUCAUGAGAAAGCAAAAUGCUCAAGCUGCCCUUGCAGAAAUUAACCGGGUCCUCGGGUUCAAACUAGCGUUGGAGUGUUUGGAACUCCGGUUUUGUUUCUACCUCACUAUCGAAGACUACCAAUCAGCCAUAUGUGAUGUUCAAGCAAUCUUAACUCUUAGCCCGGAGUAUAGGAUGUUUGAAGGACGGGUUGCAGCUUUGCAACUCCGCACGCUCGUGAGAGAGCAUGUCGAGAACUGGACAGAAGCCGACUGUUGGCUGCAAUUAUACGAGCGGUGGUCCUCAGUCGAUGACAUUGGAUCCCUCUCGGUGAUAUAUCAGAUGCUCGAAUCUGAUUCCCCGAAAGGGGUUCUCUACUUCAGACAAUCUCUACUGUUACUUAGAUUGAAUUGUCCAGAAGCAGCGAUGCGGAGUUUACAGCUAGCUCGCCAACAUGCAUCUACUGAACACGAACGCCUAGUUUACGAGGGCUGGAUCUUAUAUGAUACUGGCCAUUGUGAAGAAGGCCUAAGGAAAGCCGAGGAAUCUAUAAACAUCAAGAGAUCUUUCGAAGCGUUUUUCCUGAAAGCAUAUGCAUUGGCUGAUUCUAGCCUCGAUCCAUCUUGUUCAUCAACCGUUAUAUCACUUCUAGAAGAAGCUUUGAGGUGCCCUUCGGAUAGGCUUCGGAAAGGUCAGGCGCUAAACAAUCUUGGUAGUGUCUAUGUUGACUGUGAAAAUCUAGACGCUGCAGCUGAUUGCUACAUCAAUGCCCUCAAAAUUCGACAUACCCGAGCUCACCAAGGCCUCGCCCGUGUACACUUCCUGAGAAAUGAGAAGAUGGCUGCCUACAACGAGAUGACCAAACUGAUUGAGAAGGCCAAGAACAAUGCGUCUGCCUACGAGAAGAGAUCUGAGUACUGCGAUAGGGACCUCACGAAGGCAGAUCUCGAGAUGGUCACUCGGUUAGAUCCUUUGCGGGUUUACCCAUACAGAUACAGAGCUGCAGUCUUGAUGGACAACCGAAAGGAGAAGGAAGCCAUUGCAGAACUAACGAAGGCGAUUGCAUUCAAAGCCGACCUUCACCUCCUACACCUUCGCGCUGCAUUUCACGAGCACAUUGGCGACGUUAUGGGCGCGCUGCGCGACUGUCGGGCCGCUCUCUCGGUCGAUCCGAAUCAUCAAGAGAUGCUGGAACUGCAUAGCAGGGUGCACACUCAAGAGCCUUGAAGAAGGAAACUAGGAAAGUCAUCAUCCCUGAAGUUUGGGGACCCAAAACAAAAAUGUUAAGAGGGAGAAAAUUCAGUUUUUUGAAUUCUCUCCAGCAUUGUCUAUCUUAGUGACAAAAUUUUGUACUGUAAUAUGCUUCCAUUUUUUUGUUAAUAUAAGCUCUAAUUUAAUGAGAAAAACCAGUUCACUCAAA
This is a messenger RNA of Ipomoea triloba (trilobed morning glory), 3590 nucleotides long. RefSeq names its product ETO1-like protein 1. Bases 734 to 3397 code for a protein of 887 amino acids. The transcript is spliced from 5 exons. The record is from RefSeq and is a predicted model, not a curated record. Gene Ontology annotation, biological process: negative regulation of ethylene-activated signaling pathway. Lineage: Eukaryota; Viridiplantae; Streptophyta; Magnoliopsida; Solanales; Convolvulaceae. Gene Ontology annotation, molecular function: protein binding.